GACAAAAUAUUCAAAAGUAGAGAAAGCUCAUUCUUUUUUCUCUCUUUCCCCCCUCUAUUUCCCUUUUAGGUGAUGUAUCUCCAGUGCACAUGAAUCCCAUUUCACAGUCCCAGUUUGUUCCUUUGGCAGAAGUCUUGUGCUGUGCUAUAUCUGAUAUGAAUGCAGCUCAUAUUACUGUUACACAGGAAACCUUACUGGAUCAGUUGGGGAAACAUUAUCCAGGCAUUGCAACUCCCACACAAGAUAUUCUAUACAGUACACUUGGAAUGCUAAUUAAAGAACGGAAAAUAUAUCACACUGGGGAAGGAUACUUCAUAGUGACCCCAAAUACCUAUUUUAUCUCUAAUAAUUCUAUGAAGAGCAACAAGCGGGUCCUGCUGGAAGAUCAUUGCCCUCCGGAGCCUUCUGUCACAUACCUUGUAAGCAUGGAGGAUACUGCAGAGCUCAUCCAAGAAAAUUUGCCUGUUGCAUCUCAUUGCAAAUCUUGUCAUUGUUUCUCUGAGAAAACUGCAGUGAAUGGACAGCGACCUCAGCAGCUAGUUAGCCUUGAACCUAAUGGAAAAAGUCAAAAAGGGUCUUGUGAAUCCAGAUUUUCAGUUCAAAACCCAGCCACUGAUACGCUUGUUGGCAACCAUUCUUGUGAAACUGCUCAUUCUGUACAAUCAGUGAAGGAAAAGGAGAAGGUUAAAAAGUUUGGUCUUAGCCUUUUCUGGCGCAAUACUUCAAAGAAACAAAAACCUAAAAAAGUUCAUUCUUCAUUUUCUGCCCAAUUUCCUCCUAAAGAAUGGCCAGUAAGGGAUGAAGAUAAUUUGGAUAAUAUCCCACGUGAUGUUGAACAUGAAAUUAUCAAGCGCAUCAAUCCUUUCUUGACAGUGGACAACUUAACUAAACAUACUGUGCUGAUGCAGGAAAUUGAGGAACAGAAGAAAUAUAUCAGUAAAGGAACUUCUACAGAAGUGCUAACGAUGAAACACAAACAUUCUUCCAAAGGGUGCACCCGGAAAAAACAAAAUAAAGCUGCAAAGCAUCAGAGGAAAGUGCAGCCCAACAAAGAAAAACAAAUGAGUAAACCACAGAGAGAAUUUAAAACUGACAAACUCAUACCAGCUGUUGGCAAACUGGAAAACUCUGUUGAGCAACCAUUGUGUUGUGUUACAAGUGAAGCUAUGAUUUAUAAUAAACAGCUUUGUGAGGAUGCAAUAGAUAUUGAUUCUCACUUUAUAUACAAAAAAGAAAUUAAUAAUCCAUUUCAAGAUAUUGCAUAUAGAGGGAAUAAGUUAACAAAAGGACAUACAAGUCAGAAAAACAGUGAUGUAAAAUCCAGAGCUCCUAGAUCAGAGAGGAAUUUUUCAAGGUCCCGGUCUUUGGAUUCCUCAAGAUCUGUAGACUGUAAAGCUAAACAGUUGCUCACUGUCAAAUGUGACGCUGGAGAUGAUAAAAAGAAACAGCUAGAUUACCCACAAUACCGGGUUUUACAAAGAGGUGGCAAAUAUGGAUACUUGAGAGAAACUGCAGCUUGUAAAGAUAAUUUGCACAGAGUGGCAAAUCCAAAACGUAUGGUGGAGAUUCAGGUAGCUUCUAACACUUAUGCUGCACUCGAUGAAGGAGAGGAGAAAAGCAACCCACAGAAUUCCAGUCAAACUCACCAGUGUGAUCAAGCUGCCAUAUAUGGCUUACUGGGUCAAAAUUCAGAUCAGCUAAAACAUGUUUAUCUUCCUAGUGAUUCAGCUGCUGCUCACCAAUUUAAACAAUCUGAAAAUAUUGUUACCCAAGGACAAAAUAAUGAUUUAAAGAGUGAACUAAAGGCUAAUAACACUAGCAAAUGGCUUGAGAACAUUAACCCACAAUAUGAAGGAUUUACCUAUGAAGAAGAGACUCGGUAUCAAAAAGUGGGUGAUGGUCAUGCUUGUUCUCUGUAUCAUGAUGAUGAUGAUCAGGAACGGCAUGUGGAGUUGUCCAGGUUGCAAUCCAACCAACUCUCAUAUAGUUCUUCAGAUACAGGGAAGAGGAAUAACAAAGAACAAGAACUGGAUGCUGAAGUAUUGGGAAACAGAAAUGUUAAUACUCAACUCCCAGGGCCCAGAACUGAUAUGGACAAGAUUGAUACUUACAAGCAUGAAGAAAAUGAAUUUCUUAAUCUUAGUAGAUCAAAGGAUAGUUUAAAGGGGUAUCAGAAGACAAGCCUUGAAGGAAAAAGCUGUGUGUGCCGUCAGAUAUCUCAAUAUGCGUACAAGAACAAUGAAGAGAAAGGGGAUGUUUAUGAUCAUAGGCAGAUAUCAGAUACUUCUGAAACCUAUGUGUUUGAUUGUGUGUAUGAUGUGAAUGAGGCAGAGACCAGAAUUUUGCAGAAGACAGUAAAUGAAGCAGGUGGGAAAUUAGCAUCCUUGGCAUUCUCACCAAAAGACUGGGAAAUUAAGACAAACCUUGUGGAAAAGCAACAGUCAUUUGAUAACACAAAUGAUGCUGCCAUUGUAGAUCGGAAGGUCCAACAAGAACAAAACCACUUGGAAGGGACAGGAAGCCACAGCUUAACAGGAGAUAGUGGAAUAGAUUCUCCCAGAACACAAAGUAUGGCUUCUGCUAAUUCUGCCAUCUUGGAUGGACUGAAGAAAAGAAGAAGCUUUCUCAUGAACUUGGAGGGCAUAGAAAAGACUUUACAGAGUGGAAAGAAUCUUACACGAAAAUCCUUGCUUCAGUUGACUCCAGUCAUGAAUGUUUAACUUUUUUUUCUUCUUACCACAUUUUAAGAAUUCCUUUGUAAAUAUGUUAAUAUAUGUACUGUAAAUGUCUUAAGCUAUUAAAUAUCUUAAAAGUAGGUAAGAUAAUUAUAUU
Molecule: messenger RNA, 2832 nt
Organism: Elgaria multicarinata webbii
Lineage: Eukaryota; Metazoa; Chordata; Lepidosauria; Squamata; Anguidae
Gene: STOX1
Product: storkhead box 1
Exons: 3
Coding region: 90-2720 (876 amino acids)
Biological process (GO): regulation of transcription by RNA polymerase II
Cellular component (GO): nucleus; cytoplasm
Molecular function (GO): RNA polymerase II transcription regulatory region sequence-specific DNA binding
Source: RefSeq, a predicted model, not a curated record